Molecule: messenger RNA, 2923 nt
Organism: Chanos chanos (milkfish)
Lineage: Eukaryota; Metazoa; Chordata; Actinopteri; Gonorynchiformes; Chanidae
Gene: nsfb
Product: N-ethylmaleimide-sensitive factor b
Exons: 22
Coding region: 62-2314 (750 amino acids)
Biological process (GO): Golgi to plasma membrane protein transport; SNARE complex disassembly; intra-Golgi vesicle-mediated transport
Cellular component (GO): Golgi stack
Molecular function (GO): ATP hydrolysis activity; ATP binding
Source: RefSeq, a predicted model, not a curated record
GCCGUCAACUGGGCAUUUUUACUAAUCUACAUGCUGAAGCGACUCUGAUCAACGAAACAACAUGAUGAUGACUAGCCGGGUUAUGCAAGCGGCUCGAUGCCCUACUGAUGAACUGUCUCUGACAAACUGCGUGGUGGUCAGUGAAAAGGAUGGUUUCCAGUCUGGACAGCACGUGAUUGUGAAAACCAUGCCCAACCACAAGUAUGUGUUCACAGUAAGAACCCACCAGGCUGUGGUGCCAGGAACCAUCGCCUUCAGCUUACCCCAGAGGAAAUGGGCUGGACUGUCAAUCAAUCAAGACGUGGAAGUGAGCCCAUAUAACUUCGAGAAGAGUAAACAGUAUGUGGGAACCAUGACGAUAGAGAUCGACUUCCUGCAGAAGAAAACGGCCGACAGCAACCCCUACGACUCCGACAAGAUGGCUGCUGAGUUCAUCCAGCAUUUUAACAGCCAGGCAUUCAGUGUUGCCCAGCAGUUGGUCUUCAGCUAUUGUGACAAAAUCUUCGCACUCCAAGUGAAGGAGAUCGAAGCCAUGGAUCCCAGCAUUCUCAGGGGGGAGCAGGGCUCCAGUAAGAAACAAAAGAUUGAGAUUGGUUUGAUGCAUGGCAACAGUCAGGUGAUCUUUGAGAAGGCAGAGAAUUCUUCCAUCACUUUGGUUGGGAAGGCCAAGAGCCGCGGGGCACGUCAGUCCAUCAUUAACCCAGACUGGAACUUUGAGCGUAUGGGCAUCGGAGGACUGGAUAAAGAGUUCUCGGACAUCUUCAGACGGGCCUUCGCCUCUCGGGUCUUCCCACCCGACAUCGUGGAACAGAUGGGCUGUAAGCAUGUGAAGGGAAUCCUCCUGUUCGGGCCUCCGGGUUGCGGUAAGACUCUGAUGGCUCGGCAGAUUGGGAAGAUGUUGAACGCCAGAGAGCCGAAGGUGGUAAAUGGCCCAGAGAUACUCAACAAAUACGUGGGGGAGUCUGAAGCCAACAUCAGGAAACUCUUCGCCGACGCUGAGGAGGAGCAGAAAAGGCUGGGAGCUAACAGCGGCCUACACAUCAUCAUUUUUGAUGAGAUUGAUGCCAUCUGUAAGCAGCGCGGCAGCAUGGCGGGCAGCACGGGAGUUCACGACACUGUGGUCAACCAGCUACUGUCCAAGAUUGACGGAGUGGAACAGCUCAAUAACAUUCUGGUCAUAGGUAUGACUAACAGACCUGACCUGAUUGAUGAAGCCUUGCUGAGGCCUGGGAGAUUAGAGGUGAAAAUGGAGAUUGGUCUGCCGGAUGAGAACGGACGCGUUCAGAUCCUGAACAUCCACACGGCGAAGAUGAGACAGUCCAACAUGCUGUCCGGUGACGUGGACGUAAAAGAACUGGCCAUAGAGACAAAGAACUACAGUGGAGCAGAGCUGGAGGGACUGGUCCGGGCCGCCCAGUCCACGGCCAUGAAUCGACACAUUAAGGCCAGUGCCCAUGUUGAAGUGGACACAGAGAAGGCUCAGAGACUCCAGAUUAGCCGAAGUGACUUCUUUGCAUCUCUGAAUAAUGACAUCAAGCCGGCCUUUGGCACGAAUCAGGAGGACUACUCUAGCUAUAUCAUGAAUGGCAUUGUGAAAUGGAGUAACGCAGUAUCAGAGAUUCUGGGAGACGGGGAGCUGCUGGUGCAGCAGACGAAAAACAGCGACCGCACUCCACUGGUCUCUGUGCUUUUAGAGGGUCCACCCCACAGUGGUAAGACUGCAUUGGCUGCUAAGAUCGCUGAAGAAUCCCAGUUCCCCUUCAUAAAGAUCUGCUCCCCCGAUAAGAUGAUUGGACACUCUGAGAUCGCCAAGUGCCAGGCCAUCAAGAAGAUAUUUGAAGAUGCUUAUAAAUCGCAGCUCAGCUGUGUGGUGGUGGAUGACAUCGAGCGUCUUUUAGACUUUGUGCCCAUUGGACCUCGGUUCUCUAAUCUGGUUCUGCAGGCUCUGUUGGUUCUGCUGAAGAAAGCCCCACCUCAAGGUCGUAAACUGCUCAUCCUGGGCACCACCAGCAGGAAAGAUGUCCUCCAGGAGAUGGGUAUGCUGGACACAUUCAGCACCACCAUCCACAUCCCCAACAUCUCCAGAGGAGAGCAUCUCAUGGAGGCUCUGGAGCUGCUGGGCGGCUUCCAGGAGAAGGAGCGUGCCGUCAUUGCCAAGGAGGUUAAAGGCAAGGGCGUGUGGCUCGGGAUCAAAAAACUCCAGAUGCUGAUCGAGAUGGCCCUACAGAUGCAUCCUGAAUACAGAGUUAACAAGUUCUUGGCACUGCUCAGAGAAGAAGGAGCGUUGGGUUCUGAUAAACAUGUGACCAUUUAAGUCCAUAUUCCCAGAGCAUAGCCAAGCAUACGCAAUGCUUCACGUGUCAGAGGAGCAAGUGCCCAGUAUGAGAGCGUGUGUAUGUAUGUUGAGAAGAGAGAGGUCUCUGUCUCCAGCUCUCCAUUCAUUGCACUGUCCAACUCGCUGCAUGUUUCCGUGGUAACUAUGAGGCGCCACCUCCUCCACCUGCCGAACACCAGCUAUGCUCUGGAGUGGGUCGAUUUCAGGGCCUGUCACACCGCAAGCUCCAUCAUCCUACAAAGCUUUAUUCCAGCUCCACUGAAAAACACCCUGUAUUCACAGACCUGCUAACUAAUGAAGGUCAACUCUAGCUUUUGGAGAGUGGAGUCAGAUUUGUCAGAUAAUUGUGAUAACUGGAUCUUUCAGAAGGAUAGAUUUUCGGGGUGAGCGCCGGCGAAACCUGGCCAACUGGACGAAAAAAAUGUACACUGUAUCAGUUCUUUGUGUGUUUGGUUUUAACAGUAACUUCUGUUGAUGGGUAGGUCUUGAGAUGUGUGCAGCUUUGUAGAUGUUUUGUGUGUACAUUGACAUGACAUAUGUGUUUUGUUGUAUGCACUCACUAUGUUUUGAUAAAUUUGCAUACACAUU